CUCAUGCCGAGCCGGCACAUCUGACUAUCGACACAUGGACACACCUCGUGAUUCUAACUCUUUAUCCCUCUUGCUAGUAUAAAUCAUUCCUUCGCCAUCCAGACUCCCUCACGACCAAAUCAAAAAAAAAAAAGAUAAAAAAUAAUAAAAAGAUAAAAAAAUAUGAAAGUCACCAUCCUCUUCCUCGCAACACUCCUCAGCGCCGCCCUCUCGGAGCCCAUCCCCUGGGAGGUAAACGGCAACCGCGGGGUCUACAGGCGUGAGCCGGAGGCCGAAGCCGAGGCAUGGCACCCAAGAGCCGGAGACCCCAUGGCUAUCUGGCAAAAACGCAAUGCAGAGCCCUACCCAGAGGCAGAACCCGAAGCCAUCCCGUGGACUCCAAGACCCGGCCGUGGAGCAUACAGACGCCACGCCAGACCCUGGACCCCAAGGCCUGGCCGCGGUGCAUACAGACGCUCUGCCGAAGCCUGGCAUCCAAGAGCGGGCCCACCAGCCUACACCCUCAGCAAACGUGAUGCGGCGCCAGAGCCAGUUCGCUUUCAGCCGAUUGGCAGCUUUUAUAAGGAAUAAUUUCCUCACACGCCCCCCUCCUCCGACGUGAACAUAGCAAACCAAUCCCUAUCUUUCCCAGAAAAACCUCUCCGAACCCAAACAGAAACCAAUCAACAUCACAAAACAUCACCCUUAUCUAACAAUUUUCAUCAUUACCACCAACACCACCCCAGCGCCGUUCCAGACCCGACAACCAGAAGUGGAUUUUUCGGAAUGAUACUCGACACCAACCCCGCUUUCUUCCUACCGCCCCGGUCAAAUUUUCCUCUUUUUUAAUUCACAAUUUCGUGAUCUCCAUCCACUAUCCUUACCUCCACCCUUACCUUUCUUUGGCACUUACCGUACAUGUAUCGGGAAAUCCGGCAGACCUUGAUGCCUACUGGAUUCUCAUAUCUACUUGUUUAUCUAUUUAUUUAUGCGCUUAUCGAGACGCAAUGAAGGCAAUGGUAGACACUAUACGGGAACUUAUCUAUCCAUGACACCUCUCCAAAAAAAACGAAAAAGAGACGACCAGAACCGAAAACGAUGGAGUGUGGGUUUUUCCUUUUACUCAUUUCAUUUCAUCCCCACUUUUAUUUCAUAUUACUCCCACUCUCACAUCUAUAUUUUAUAUGUACCUUUAUUCCCCUCUCAGGCGGGCUUGGAUCGUCGAAACGGAUUCGACAUUCACCCGCGCCCCGAGGGCUAGUUUCUUACUCUUAUCUAAUCUUCCCUUCUCACCUCUUCCUUGCUUCGCAGGAGGGUCUGGCCCGGACACCCAGACAUCUUCUUGCCCUGCUCUUUUUGUGGAAAAGUGGGACGGACGGACGGACGGACGGGAGCCCGACCUUGAAUGUUUGAAAUCGCAUAUAUUUUUUAAGUACCCUUCCAAACAGGAAGGGUUCUGUACCUAGCUACGUAGCUACUCUUGUAUAGUAGCCUUUUGGUAAUUAGGGUGAUAAAUAAAGAGUUUUUCGCCCUACUCUG
Tuber melanosporum (Perigord truffle) is the source of this 1518-nucleotide messenger RNA. RefSeq lists its product as uncharacterized. Bases 163 to 570 code for a protein of 135 amino acids. The record is from RefSeq and is a predicted model, not a curated record. The transcript is spliced from 5 exons. NCBI's taxonomy places the organism in Eukaryota, Fungi, Ascomycota, Pezizomycetes, Pezizales, Tuberaceae.